Molecule: messenger RNA, 2258 nt
Organism: Xenopus laevis (African clawed frog)
Lineage: Eukaryota; Metazoa; Chordata; Amphibia; Anura; Pipidae
Gene: tmprss2.15.L
Product: transmembrane serine protease 2 gene 15 L homeolog
Exons: 17
Coding region: 391-1869 (492 amino acids)
Source: RefSeq, a predicted model, not a curated record
UCGGACUCAGUGCCCAGUUUGCCGUGUGUAUGCAGAUUUGGAUCAGGAGUUCCAAAGUGCUUACCUCUGUGGUGGAUGAGAUCAAAUCGACACCUUAGAAGAUCGAAAUAAAGCCCUAGAACAAACACUACAGCCAACUGCCAGCCUUGAGAGGAGUCUAUUGCUCAUAGAUCGAGAACUAGCAGGACCAGAGAUCAAGAAAAAAGUCUUUGAGUAUGUGAUACAAAGGCGCAUACUUUGUUGGAUGGAUGAAAUUCUUCCUAUUGUUCUCACAGAAACAGAUGAUAGAGGACAUGACAAAAUAACCAAACAAGACAAGAACAACUGCACAGAAAACAAAUUUAGGAAGAAGCCGAAUACAGGUUCUGAUUACUACAAGUGGAAUUCAAAAUGCAGGACUGUAAAAAAAACCCAGAACUGGAGUCAGACCCACAGGACAUUCAACAAGUAUAUACAAUAGGGAUUAUGCCUCCAGAUCCAAAGAAACCAAACGAAACAUGGUAUACAGCAAGAAGAAAAAAAAUGAUUUGUAUUGCCUCCAGUGUUUGCGUGCUCAUAGCGGCGGCCAUCAUUAUCGCUGUGCUGUGUUCGAUUUAUGCCCCAAUAACGAGUACAAACUGUGAAAAGAAAUGUGGAACAAAUGGAACCUGUGUGCUUUCGUCCCAGUGGUGUGAUGGGGAACCUGAUUGUCCUAAUAAGGAAGAUGAGACAUCCUGUGGAGAAACAAAAGCUUGUCAGAUGCCAUGUGGAAGCUCUGGUGCCUGUGUCCUUUAUUCUCAGUGGUGUGAUGGACUUUCCCAGUGCCCUAGUGGAGAAGAUGAAAAAACCUGUGUUCGACUUUCUGGACCCAACUUCCAACUAGAGGCCUAUUCUCCUACAAAAGCAACAUGGCUGCCGGUGUGCUAUGACAGUUGGAGUGACAACAGUGGAAAGAUUGCCUGCCAGAACAUUGGAUAUAGCAUGAGCACCUAUGUGGGGAGCAGUCAGUUGUUGGCCUCCUCAAGAAAUGGUUAUGUCAAGCUCAAAUCCAGCACCGUGACUGGCAAGUUGUACCAAAAUCUUUAUUACAGUACUACCUGUACCACAGGGAAAAUGGUUUCAUUGCGCUGUAUAAAUUGCGGUUUAUCUACAAAGGUGGAUAGCAGAAUAGUAGGAGGCACAUUUGCUUCAGCAGGAGAUUGGCCGUGGCAAAUAAGUCUUCUGAAGAAAGUCGGUACCAGCACUUAUUUAUGUGGUGGAUCCAUCAUCACACCAUACUGGGUAGUGACUGCUGCUCACUGCGUAUAUGGAUAUACUUCUUCUCCAUCCAUAUUUAAAGUAUUUGCUGGAACGAUCACCCUUUCCAGCUAUUCUUCUGUUGGCUAUUUGGUGGACAGAGUGCUAAUGCAUCCCAGCUACGUAACAAACACAUACAACUACGAUGUUGCUCUGCUUAAGCUUAAAACAGCUCUUGUAUUUACUAAUAAUCUCAGACCCGUAUGUUUACCUAAUGUUAGGAUGCCCUGGGCAGCUGGACAACCAUGUUGGAUAUCUGGAUGGGGAACAACAUCAGAAGGAGGUAGUAUUUCCACUACUCUAAAGGCAGCUUCAGUGCCAAUUAUCUCCUCCACUACAUGCAACCAAGCCUCGGUGUAUGGUGGAGCCAUCAGUUCUACUAUGAUAUGUGCUGGUUAUCUCAACGGAGGAACAGACACUUGCCAGGGUGACAGUGGUGGACCUCUGGUUACCAAAACCAACUCCUUGUGGUGGCUUGUUGGUGACACAAGCUGGGGAUACGGAUGUGCCAGGGCCACUAAACCUGGUGUAUAUGGGAACGUUACUGUCUUUUUGGAAUGGAUAUACUCACAGAUGCAGACAUACGGUGGCUGAAUGGAACAUCACAGAUGAGAGCAAGAGAACAUGAACAAGAGCAAGAGACCGUGCUUUUUAAUUGAGUCAAAUACAGUAAUGACUGUAAUAUAAGAAGUAAUUUAAGAGGAACACAUACCUUAUUUGUACAUAGAAAUUUACCUUUCCUUCAGGGUGCGGUGGUGUAACAGACAUUGGGGACCAAUUAUAAAGUAGAACUAUCAAGGCAAUAUAUAUAUGACUAUGUACACAUGUAAUAGAGGCUGUUUACUGAGUCUUCUGUAAUUGGUUUACAGCCUUAAAUCUGAUACACUAGGUUCUAUGAAACACAACCAUUAAGGUCCCCAUACAUGGAUAGAUCCGCUCGUUUGGCGAUGUCGCCAAAUGAGCGGAUCUCCCUCCGAUAUGCC